AUGCGUCGGGACCUGGAACGUCGAGGUCAUCGUUUCGUCUCGAAUUGUGACUCGGAAUUGAUCGCGGUUUAUAUCGCUGACGCCAUCGAUCAGGGCGAAGAACUCGAAGGCGCGAUGCGUCGCUCGAUCGAUGUAAUCGAUGGUGUGUUCACUUAUCUGGUCGCCACCAGCGAUCAAUUGGGUAUGGCCAAAGACGUUAUGUCGGCCAAGCCAAUGGUGCUUUAUGAGAGUGAUGAAUUUGUCGGGCUGGCUUCGGAAGAAGUCGCCAUUCGUAGUAUUUUCCCGCAUGAAAUAGACACGUGGGAUCCUUAUCAAGGGGAGGUGAAAGUAUGGGCAGCGUAA
Molecule: messenger RNA, 342 nt
Organism: Priapulus caudatus
Lineage: Eukaryota; Metazoa; Priapulida; Priapulimorpha; Priapulimorphida; Priapulidae
Product: glutamine amidotransferase-like protein GlxB
Exons: 1
Coding region: 1-342 (113 amino acids)
Source: RefSeq, a predicted model, not a curated record